Molecule: messenger RNA, 2205 nt
Organism: Trypanosoma cruzi
Lineage: Eukaryota; Euglenozoa; Kinetoplastea; Trypanosomatida; Trypanosomatidae
Exons: 1
Coding region: 1-2205 (734 amino acids)
Biological process (GO): magnesium ion homeostasis
Source: RefSeq, a predicted model, not a curated record
AUGGGCCUACGUUUCCAGAGAGGGACGCUACUUCUUCUUGGGAUAUUCUUUUUCGUCAUGACACUUGACUCGGUAGGGGUCUUUGCUUCCAAUUCAAAACCCUCAGAAAAGAGGACGGGGAAACCCGUUGUGUCACGUCAGCAAAUGAAUGAAAAUAUUUAUCAGGUUGCGCAUCAUGCAUUGUACGUUUUGGUGUACCUUUCUCUUUCUGCCGUAUUUGCUGGAUUGACCAUAGGUAUCAUGUGCAUGGAUACUUUGACCAUUGACAUUAUAGCAACUAGUGGUCCCGAGCCUGACCGAACGUACGCCUCUCAGAUUUUGCCCCUGCGACGCCAGGGACAUCAGACAUUAUGCACAUUGAUUUUGUCCAACAUGUUGUUAAACGUCCUCGUGGUACAGGAAACGGCCGUGCUCAUGGAUUAUGUUCAUGAACUGGAGGGUUUUGGCUCUAUAGGAUGGGCUGUAAAAGAGAAUAAUGACGUCACAUCUUUUGUCCUGAGUACUGUGCUUAUUUUUAUUUUUACAGAGAUUAUUCCCACUUCUAUAUGUAAAUCGAAGCACUCGCUUAGGAUUGCCGCGGCCGGAUGUGUGCUUGUCCGCAUUGCAAUGGUUUUGAUGUAUCCAGUUGCCAUUUCCCUUGGAUGGUUACUUGAUCGCUUUGUGGCUCAUGAUGCAGGACAGAUUUACGACCGCAAUGAACUGCGUAAACUUAUGAUCCUUCAUUGUGAGGCACAUGGUGACCGCAGCGGCCUUGUCAAGUCGGAGGUGAAGCUUUUGAUGGCCGCAAUGGAAUUCCAGGAGAGGAGGGUACGUGAUAUUAUGACCCCUGUUGAUCAGACGACUGUUGUUAGGGCGGAAGAAGUCAUCACAGCGGAGGUGAUUGAACGCCUGUGGAACUGUGGGCGUUCCCGUAUUCCUGUGGAGCAGACACCCCAAAAAUAUAUUGGUGUUCUUCUUGUGAAGGAUUUGCUAACAUUACCCAUGCCUAUUGGCGAUCGGCCCCCUAUAACGAUUGGGGAGUUAGUUAAGGCUAAAUCUCGAGUUUUUGCGACUGUGGACGCAAACACAUUACUACCGACACUUCUUCGAUUGUUUCAACAGGUUCAAACGCAAAUGUUUCUUGUUUCACGUGAGAAGGGAAUUGCUGGAGAAAGUGAGGAAACCGCUCCGCCUUACAUACUCCUUCGCACGCCCAAUCACCUUGAAGCGGGAAAGAAAAUUGUGGGCAUUGUUACCCUGGAAGAUGUCACAGAGGCAUUGAUCAAGGAAGAAAUAUAUGAUGAAUAUGACCGCUAUGAAUUCCCCUCAGAUAAUCAUUUGGAUUGCCUCACACAUUGUGUACAUAUUCACAAUAAGGAGAUACCUAUGCCCUUUCCGGAGCCGGCACAGGUGCCUAGGGCAAAUUUCUAUUCCUAUUAUGUUCACAACACGGAAAAUAUCCCUCUUACUGAGGCACAGGUAUGGUCUGUCGCCUAUUAUUUGACGCGAGCCGUGAAUGCCUUCUUCUUGUGGCACCCGGGGUACGUCAAAAUGCUUUUGGACGAGUGUGGGGAUCAGCAACUCAUUCCGCCUCAAGUGGGUUUUGGAGAUGAAGUGGCCGCGGAAAACACGGGGAGCAGUUCUCAGCGUUAUCCGGCGUUAAAUUCACCGACCAAAUCUGAAAACUUUGACACCGUCCCAACUGUACCAAUUAUUUCGACAAGCGGAGAAGGGCAAGAAUUUUUCUCUCCCACUUUUUUAUCCGUGGUGCCGGACGAGUGUUUCGUACUAUACCGUGAUGGUGUGCAGACUACAGUUUUCACACUUGUGCUUGGUGGCACGGUGCAGGCAUUUGUGGGCUCCAGUAAGUUUCCGCUUAAGCGACGCUCCUUUCAAUGGUUUGCCGAGGAGGCAUUAACUUUGGAGAACUACGUUCCCGAUUUUGACGCUUUUGUUUUGUCUCCAACGCGAGUUUACCGUAUCCCAAAAGACGUGUAUGCACGUUACCUUCGCUACAAUGAAAUCUACACACACACGUACGAUAAAAUUGUCAUGAUGGGCAAAAAAACGACGGAUAUGACUCAACAUGCGUCAUCGCAUGCAUUAUCAACUCAGCGAGAGGAAGUCUUUGAAAAGCGCCAGGCCAAGGGCGAUGACAGGGAAGGAUUAUUGAAAACUCAAAAGGAAAGUGGUUUGUAUGGUACCUUUGAUGAAGGUGGGAAGUGA